AUGUUUUUUUUCCAGAACUCAAGUCUGCCCCUGGAUCCUUGCAAUGACUUCUACGACUACGUCUGCUCCAAGGACAACAGAAUCAUCACUAAACUCAACUUCACGAAUAUCUUUGAAGAUCGAGACAUCCUAAAACCAAACAUCACAUUCCCGAGUAACGGAACCUACACCCCACUUGACCAGAUUCUGGACCCAGAUCGCUUGAUGGCAUGGUACUCGGCAAUCAACAUGGUGGUUACAGAUUCUGUAGAUUCAGACUAUUUUGGAGAGAUGUCCUCUGGGGCAAAAAAUAACUAUUUGGAGAAGGUCUUGUAUGCCCUGGAAAAGCUGGAGACAAGCAAUCUAACGAUGACCAAUGUUUUGUACACCGCUCUCCACGCUAACAUCGAGAUUCUCAAGCACCUUAGACUGCCUAUCACCAAAGAAAAUAAAUUCUUACAUUACAUGUUUGAUCUGAUGAAGGAGAACACGAUCCAGGAGAUUCGGAAUAGUCCACUGUCGGGUCGAUCCAUGGCUUUCUUAAAUUUAUAUCUGAAAGAUGCAAAAGUGUUAUUUGCAUUCCUUGAAUAUAACAAUGUAACACUUCUGGAAGAUACCAAGCUGGUUUAUGAAACUGAGUACUACCGGCUCAGGAGUUUAUUAUCGCCGGGAGACCUCGAAACCGAAGUGGCGGAGAAAAUCCUGAGCCUAGGAGCCAUCAACGCAGCAAUAAAGUUUAUGAGUGAACGAAUUCCGGAUUACAGCCCAAACUUCUUGUUUCGAUCGCUUUUAUUGAAUCUUGAAAGUGACGCAGCUCAGUACAUUAGUUUGAUUCAUGUUACAGUAGUCACGAGAAGUGAUCUUCAGCAGCCAGUUAAAGCGAUAGCCGAUAAACUUUUCGUACUUGCUCAUGAGCUUAUGCAUUGGGUAUACCCACAAGGAACAUGGCUGAUGGAUUCAAUUGUUACUAGAACAGCUGAAAAAUGUGCACGAGACGAGGUGAAGAUGAUGGGGGACACUGAUGCAGUGAAGCCAGUUGAUGGAUGGUUUAGCGAAGAAGUUACUCAUGAAGAUCUGGCGAAUAUAAUGGCUAUGAGGAUGGUUAUGAAGAUGGCGGCCAGGAAAUCUGCAAAUGAAAAGCAGCUCUCCCUGGAAACAAUCAUGAGUAGUUUGUGCGUCCAAGGCAAACCGAAAAACACCGUAUGCCGCAAUCAUCAUCCCUUUGAGCUUUCUCUCAACACCGCUGUUCGUCAAUAUCCACUAUUCAGCUCACUUUACGGAUGUCGUGCCGGUGAUCGGAUGUUUGCUAAGCGGGAAGAGUUCUGUAAGCCGCUGGGUGGCGAGGUAAACUUGGAAGACUAUAAGAUCAAACAUGAAACGGAGGACGUUGGUUGA
Messenger RNA from Caenorhabditis elegans, 1374 nucleotides. It is a transcript of the gene F09D12.2, whose product is annotated as Peptidase_M13_N domain-containing protein. The record is from RefSeq and is marked reviewed. Lineage: Eukaryota; Metazoa; Nematoda; Chromadorea; Rhabditida; Rhabditidae. The coding region runs from base 1 to 1374 and encodes 457 amino acids. The transcript has 8 exons.